AUGGAGGAGGUCUUGGAGAGGCAAGAACGAGAAAUAACAGAAAGAAGGCGUAGACGAGCUGCAAGCAAAAGAGUGCAGAGAGAACUAGAUCAGCUAAUUGUCAUGGCUGUGGGUUUGCUUGAUGAAGAAAACCAGAGCAGUCGUGGUUCACAUGAAGGCUGUGCACCGAAUGUUGACAGACAUGGGCAUUCUCGGGGUAAGAAUCUUAUGGAAGAUUAUUUUAUCCCAACUUCUCUGUACUCUGAUAGAAAUUGUGUUGAUGUUUUGGGACUGCUUCCCGAACAAAAGUUCACAGCUGCUAUACGAAUGUUGGCGUAUGGUGCAUCUGCUGAUCAAGUGGAUGAGAUUGCCUGGAUGGGGAAGUCCACUGCUUUGGAGUGUUUGGUUAGAUUUUGUGAUGCAAUCGAAACUCUGUACACCAGAGACUACCUGCGCAGACCUAUGCCCAGGGACAUGCAACGACUUCUACAGAAAGCCGAAGCUAGAGGCUUUCCAGGAAUGAUUGGUAGCAUCAACUGCAUGCACUGGCAAUGGAAGAAUUGUCCAACUGUUUGGCAAGGCGAUUAUGGGAAUCGGAAAGGCCAAAAAAGCAUCAUCCUUGAAGCCGUUGCAGGAUUCGAUACAUGGGUUUGGCAUGCCUUCUUCGGAGUUGCUGGAUCUCAAAAUGACUUGAACGUCCUAGGUCAAUCCCCGGUGUUCAACGAUGUUUUGAAAGGAGAAGCCCCGCAAAUCACCUAUCAAGUCAACAAUACCGUCUAUCAGACUGGGUAUUAUCUAGCUGACGGCAUCUACCCGAGGUGGACAACAUUUGUGAAAACACUUCCGCAUCCCUAA
Molecule: messenger RNA, 834 nt
Organism: Prunus avium (sweet cherry)
Lineage: Eukaryota; Viridiplantae; Streptophyta; Magnoliopsida; Rosales; Rosaceae
Source: RefSeq, a predicted model, not a curated record